Messenger RNA from Tupaia belangeri chinensis (Chinese tree shrew), 1193 nucleotides. RefSeq names its product UDP-glucuronosyltransferase 2B31. The transcript is spliced from 4 exons. The record is from RefSeq and is a predicted model, not a curated record. Bases 6 to 1178 code for a protein of 390 amino acids. NCBI's taxonomy places the organism in Eukaryota, Metazoa, Chordata, Mammalia, Scandentia, Tupaiidae. Gene Ontology annotation, molecular function: glucuronosyltransferase activity.
GAGUGAUGACAAAAAUGAUUUGGAAAAUAGCAUUGUAUUUCACCAAGAUGGCUAUGAAAUGGACUUCAACCCUUCUGCUGCUACAGCUGACUUGUUGCUUCAGCUUUGGGAGCUGUGGCAAGGUGCUGGUUUGGCCGACAGAAUACAGCCAUUGGAUUAAUAUGAAGACAAUCCUGGAUGAACUUACCCAGAGAGGUCAUGAGGCAACGGUUCUGACAUCUUCAUCUUCCAUUCUGGUCAAUCCCAACGAAAAAUCCACUAUUAAAUUUGAAGUUUAUCCUACAGCUACAACUAAAGAUAACUUUAAGAAUGUUUUCAUGCAAAUGAUAAACAAAUGGAUAUAUGACAUUCCAAGAGAUACAUUCUUCGAAUAUUUUUCACAGAUGCAAGAAAUAAUUUGGGGUUAUUUUGACCAUAUUCAAAAGUUAUGUAAAGAAGUAGUUUAUAAUAGGAAACUUAUGACAAAACUAAAGGAUUCAAGAUUUGAUGUCGUUCUUGCAGAUGCUAUUGGUCCUUGUGGGGAGCUGCUGGCUGAAUUUCUUAAUGUAUCCUUGGUGUACAGUCUUCGUGUCUCUCCUGGCUACACAUGGGAAAAGUACAGAGCAGCUGUUCCAUUCCCUCCUUCCUAUGUACCUAUCAUAAUGUCGGAAUUAACAGAUAAAAUGACAUUUAUGGAGAGGGUCAAAAAUAUGAUAUAUGUGCUUUAUUUUGACUUUUGGUUCAAAUCAAUUGAUGAAAAGAAGUGGGAUCAGUUUUACAGUGAAGUACUAGGAAGACCCACUACAUUAUUCGAGACCAUGAGGAAAGCUGACUUAUGGCUUAUUCGAACCUUCUGGGAUCUUGAAUUUCCUCGCCCUCUCUUACCCAAUUAUGUUUUGGUUGGAGGACUCCACUGCAAACCUGCCAAAGCCCUGCCUAAGGAAAUGGAAGACUUUGUCCAGAGCUCUGGAGAAAAUGGAGUGGUGGUGUUCUCUCUGGGGUCAAUGGUCAGUAACAUGACAGAAGACAGGGCCAAUGUGAUUGCAUCAGCUCUUGCCAAGAUUCCCCAAAAGGUCAUAUGGAGAUUUAAUGGCAAGAAACCAGCAACUUUAGGAACCAACACUCGGCUAUACAAGUGGAUUCCCCAGAAUGACCUUCUUGGUAAGACUCUGGAGAAGAAAUACUUUUCCUUUUCCUAAUACCAAUACCACCAC